Tetrahymena thermophila SB210 is the source of this 450-nucleotide messenger RNA. Its product is annotated as mating-type switching protein swi10, putative. Lineage: Eukaryota; Ciliophora; Oligohymenophorea; Hymenostomatida; Tetrahymenidae. Gene Ontology annotation, biological process: nucleotide-excision repair; UV-damage excision repair; meiotic mismatch repair. Gene Ontology annotation, cellular component: nucleotide-excision repair factor 1 complex; nucleus; ERCC4-ERCC1 complex. The transcript has a single exon. The record is from RefSeq and is a predicted model, not a curated record. Gene Ontology annotation, molecular function: single-stranded DNA binding; damaged DNA binding.
AUGUUCAAGCCAAAACAAAGAAAACUCUAAAUUCUUUAAUUUUAGACACAAAAUAAGCUUUUCGAUAAUAUUUCAAAAGAAAGAUGGGAAAUUACUAAAAAUAAAGAUUAAGAAGCCGAUUUCGUUAUUGAAGAUAGUCCUUACUCAUUCAUAUUUUUAUCACUGAAGUAUCACACAUAAAAUAAUAUUAAGUAUAUUGGAUAAAAGUUAGAAGCCUUUAAGAAAAACGAAGACUACAAUAAAUACAAAAAAAGAAUUCUGCUUCUUCUUUGCGAUGUUAAUGACGAUAAGGAUUAAAUGUUUUAUCUUCAUAAAAUGUGUGAGGAUUAUAAUCUAACAUUAUUAUGUGGAUUCACUUUCUAAGAAAUAGCUAAUUACAUAUUGACAUUUUUAUCAGUUUCUAACAAUCAACAGCUAGCUAAGCAAUACUUGUAAAACAAAAAGUAUUGA